AUGUCCGACGACGAAGUCGACCAUGAACUGCUCGAACUUUUGCGACAGUCGCUACUCGGACCCAAGCCGCAACUCGACGACAUCGGAACCGAUACGAAAGUGUUGCGACAUGCAGAAUUUAUCUAUGACAAUAGUAUUGAUGUGAACAUUGAUGCCCGUGGCACCAAAGCUGCUGCCCGGUUGAUCUGGGAGCAGAUGCAGGAGCGCAGCUACAGCACCGAAACUUGGUCUGAACAUGAUUUGCAUCCAAAAGCAAAGGAUGAAGCUACUCUCAACUUCAUCUUCGUUAUGGAUCUCUUGAACUUCAGCUUCUGGAGUGAAAAGCCUGAGACUGAGAGAUAUGCCGUCGAAUAUCGUGAUAAGACAUGGACUGGUUACUGGAGUCUGGUAGCUUGUCUGCAAAGAGCUCUUGAAGAGGGUAAGUGGUUUUAUCAUCGUUCUCUCUCCUGCAUACGAGGAGUCACUCGUUUUCAUAUCUCGAAAACUCAGUCAAGUUCCAUUGCUUGUUGUUUUUUUGUUCUUACCUUAUUACAGNAUAUUCCUGUCACAAGUCCUUCCUUCUAUGCCGAUGAGAUGGAAUGUCCAGACGAGAAACUUGCAUACGUUUUCCGCUCGUCGACCGGAGAGGAGAUACCUUUGCUACAGGAAAGGAUUCAGUGUCUGCGUGAAGCCGGUCAAGUCCUCGAAGAUGUAAGCUCACAUCUCAUUCUGCCCUUUCUCUCCACUAACUGGUACAGANAAUUUGAGGGCAGCGUUGCCAACCUCGUCGAAGCAGCCAACAACAGCGCUGGCAAACUAGUCAACCUCCUCGCUCACAACUUCAAAUGCUUCCGGGAUGAAUCCACAUUCGAGAAGCGUACGGUUCGCAUCAUGAAAAGACCCCAAAUCCUUGUGGCCGACAUCUGGGCUGCAUUCAACGAAGAAAGCUAUGGCGAGUUCAACGACAUUGACAGUAUCACCAUGUUUGCUGGUACUUCUCCUCUGUAUUGCUUGAUCCCGGAUACUUGA
This is a messenger RNA of Aureobasidium musti, 1008 nucleotides long. Lineage: Eukaryota; Fungi; Ascomycota; Dothideomycetes; Dothideales; Saccotheciaceae. The record is from the annotation of a GenBank genome assembly.